AUGUUCCCAGUGGCGGGUCUCAAACAGGCCGUCUACGUGGACGCGAUGGAUAUCUUUGGCGAGGGUCAGCACUUAGAGCGACAAGAACCCAGUCUUCGGAAGAUUAUCCAAGUCGCCAAAAACAGAUUGCUUAAAUAUGGACACCCCCAAAAGAUAGAGCUUGAAGCCGAGAAUAUGCUUUAUAUUGCCGAAAACACGACCAUUCCGAUUCCCCGCGUUCACGAGAUCCAAAUCCACGACGGUGGUGUUAAGUCUAUCUUAAUGGACUAUAUCGAAGGUCAGACACUGCAGGAUGCCUGGCCCAGCAUGAUCCCAUCACAAAAAAUGUCCGUCGCGCAGGAACUGCACGGAUAUAUACAGCAACUACGAGGGCUAAAGUACGAACAUUCGAGACCUUUCAAUCAUAAAAAUAUAUAUACCCGACACUCAAUGCACCUCGAUGAGUACCUAUUUUCGAGAUUGACGAUGGCAGUCCCAGACCUCCUUCGAAAUACAACAGCCACUAAACAGCCGGAGGAUAAUAUGGUCUUCACGCACGGUGAUCUGGCACCGAGAAAUAUACUGGUUGACGAUAGUGGUCAUGUCACUGCAGUGUUGGAUUGGGAGCUUGCAGGCUGGCAGCCAGAAUGGUGUGAAACUGUUAGAGCGUAUACGUUUUGCAACGAUAUUCCUGGCUGGACUGCCUAUCUAUCAGCUAUUUUCCCGCCAGAUCAUUCCACAGAGUAUAUGGCCGUGGUAUUUGCUAGACAUAUGACACGAUGA
Penicillium verrucosum is the source of this 762-nucleotide messenger RNA. Its product is annotated as aminoglycoside phosphotransferase family protein. Lineage: Eukaryota; Fungi; Ascomycota; Eurotiomycetes; Eurotiales; Aspergillaceae. Gene Ontology annotation, biological process: protein phosphorylation. The record is from RefSeq and is a predicted model, not a curated record. The coding region runs from base 1 to 762 and encodes 253 amino acids. Gene Ontology annotation, molecular function: protein kinase activity. The transcript has 2 exons.